Arvicola amphibius (Eurasian water vole) is the source of this 1540-nucleotide messenger RNA. RefSeq names its product S1 RNA-binding domain-containing protein 1-like. NCBI's taxonomy places the organism in Eukaryota, Metazoa, Chordata, Mammalia, Rodentia, Cricetidae. Bases 72 to 998 code for a protein of 308 amino acids. The transcript is spliced from 6 exons. Gene Ontology annotation, biological process: translation. The record is from RefSeq and is a predicted model, not a curated record. Gene Ontology annotation, molecular function: structural constituent of ribosome; mRNA binding.
CCAUAGCAAGGCGUGUUCAAGAUCCAUUAGCUGAGCUAGUGAAAUUGAGCCGAAGCACAUUGGAGUCCGGAAUGUACCAGCACGAUGUAUCCCAGACUUUACUCAAGGCAACCCUGGACAGCAUUGUGGAAGAAUGUGUCAGCUUUGUGGGAGUGGAUAUCAACAUCUGUUCCGAGGUUCUGUUGCGGCAUAUUGCAGGACUUAAUGCCAACAGAGCCAAAAAUAUUAUUGAGUGGCGAGAGAAGAAUGGCCCUUUCAUCAGCCGAGAACAGUUGAAGAACGUAAAAGGGCUUGGUCCAAAAUCCUUCCAGCAGUGUGCUGGCUUCAUCAGAAUCAACCAGGACUACAUCCGGACAUUCUGCAGUAGUGGGCCCACUGACUCUUCAGGCCAGAACCACCAGGGAGCUGCUGUGCUCACUGGUGAGAAGCUGGGCAAAAAGAAGACCAAAGCAGAUGUCACCCUCACACCGAACCCACUGGACCAGACUUGCAUCCAUCCGGAAUCCUAUGACAUAGCAGUCAGGUUUUUGUCAUUCAUUGGUGGGACACUGCAUGAGAUUGGAAAGCCUGAAAUGCAACAAAAAAUAAAUUCAUCUCUUGGAAAAGAAAGUAUCGAGAAGAUUGCAGAGAGGUUACAGACAACGGCACACACCUUACAGGUCAUCAUGGACGGUCUGAGCCAGCCCGAAAGCUUUGACUUCCGAACAGAUUUUGAUAAACCGGACUUCAAGAGAAACAUAGUGUGUCUGGAAGAUCUGCAGGUUGGAACAGUUCUUACAGGCAAAGUCGAGAAUGCCACUCUGUUUGGGGUUUUUGUGGAUAUAGGAGUGGGGAAGUUGGGUCUGAUUCCUAUACGAAGCAUAACAGAAGCAAAGCUAUCUAAAACAAAGAAGAGAAGGAGCCUGGGCCUAGGUCCUGGAGAGAAAGUGGAGGUGAAAGUCCUCAGCAUCGACAUCCCCAGAUCUAGAAUUUCGCUGGAUCUCCUUCGGGUGUUGUGAGUCCCCCACUGAAGGCCAAGCACCAUUGUGUUUCCUCAUUUCUGCAGCUUUCAAGGACAAGCCAAAGCUCAGGAAACCUAGACAGCAGAUGAGAGGGAAUCCUGGGUAGAAGUGUUGGUCACGCCAUCCUGACUCCUCGUUUAGGAAACCACUGCUAAUGGCCCCAUGGCGUUGGGCGGCAGCAGUUUUCCUACCUUUUGUAAUUGCUCGUUGACUGCUCUUCUGUAGCAGCUGGCUUCACUUCUCCCUGCCAGCAUCUGCUUUCCUGGACCUGGGCGGGUUGUUUCCUUUAUCUGAAAUGCUCGAUGUUGGUUGACAUAUUAGGACUAGCAAUCGUUAAUCCUGCCAUUUUUUUAGUUGAUAAUUAGGACUUUUGCACACAAUUCAUAAUUUUUUAAUAAUAAUCUUUAUUUUCCCUUACCAAACUGAGCAAAAAUAUGCCAGUAAAAGAAAUUAUCAUGUAUUUAUGACCAUCAAGUCAAUGACAGUGUGUUCUUCAGAAGAACAUGUGUAUGGCCCUACAAUAAAUGACUGGCUGGUGA